AUGGCCCUGUGGGGGAUCGCCUAUUCCGCGGGCCCAAACUACAACAAGGCGUGGACAUAUUUCGAUCCAAAGGACCUUCGAGACUCCAUCAACAGGGCAAAGAACGCUAUCGCACGUGCCACUCAGCUGGUUGAGCAAAUCACCCCCGUGAAACAAGCACUGGUCAAGGCCAUCGCUGCACGCUUUCCACCCACGGAAAACAUCCCGGACGACCUGAGUCCACUCGAUCGUGCAUACGCAGAUGCUAUGCGGCCUGUGUAUCAGGAAUUUGGCAGCGACCCGGAUAUCGCCGCCUUGUUUGCUGAUGCACUGAUGUGCAUGACACCGCGCGGUCUGUGGGAUUUGGAUACCGGAAAACCGACCGGCUCUCAUACGGUCGAAGCCCAGCAGGUCAUCGAGACUGGCUUAUCAUCCGACGGGCGUGACCACCCGGCGCUCUGCCACUUGCAUAUCCACGUUAUGGAGAUGUCUCCAAACCCGGAACUCGCACUGCCGGCGGCAGAUCGACUACGACACCUGGUGCCUGAUGGAUCGCACAUGCUGCACAUGCCAACUCACAUCGAUGCGGCGGUCGGAGACUACCGUCGCGCAAUUGACUCCAAUCAUGAGGCCAUGGUUGCAGACGAUAAGUACUUUGCUCAAGAAACUGGCACGAUCUCGUACAUGGGUUAUCGGGUGCACUACAUUUGUGCGAAGCUCUACGCGGCUAUGAUGUGCGGCCGCUUUGUAGACGCGAUGUCGGCAGCGGAGAAGUUGGAACAAAUUAUAGAUGACAAACUCCUUUCUAUCACGAGUCCUCCGGUCGCUGAUGCUGUCGAAAGCUUCUUGGGCAGCAAGGCCCACGUGUUGGUGCGCUUUGGUCGGUGGGACGAGAUCCUUCGUCUUGAGCUUCCUGUCGAUCCCAAAUUAAGGUGCGCAACUACUGCGACUAUACUGUACGCCCGAGGACUUGCCUAUAGUGCGCUGGGACGAAUCGAAGAGGCGGAGGCCGUCCAGCAAGACUUUGAGGCCGCCCGCGCAGCUGUCCCUUCGACUCGUUUUAACAGUAUACCAUGCAAGCAGGUGGGCGUUUUGAAGGUCUCGUCGGCUAUGUUACAUGGCGAGCUGGAGUACCGUAGAGGAAAUUACGAGGUUGCUUUGCCUCUCUGCGAAAAAGCAAUCCAACUGGAGGACGCAUUGUCUUCCUCCGAUCCUCCUUGGAUGCAGCCUGUUCGUCAUGCCCUGGGCGGUCUGCUUCUUGAACAGAACCGGGUGGAGGAAGCUGAAGUGUUAUUUAUAGAGGAUCUUGGGUCUGCAAAGGACUUUCCCCGACACAGAGCAAAGCUGAACAACGUAUGGGGAUUGCACGGGCUGCAUGAGUGUGUUACACGCCUUGGUAAGACCGUUGAGUUGCUUUUUAUCCAGCCCGCACAUGAUAUCGCGGUGGCUACCGCUGAUGCUCCGGUCAUAGCUUCAUGCUACUGUCGUUUAUAG
Molecule: messenger RNA, 1473 nt
Organism: Aspergillus nomiae NRRL 13137
Lineage: Eukaryota; Fungi; Ascomycota; Eurotiomycetes; Eurotiales; Aspergillaceae
Product: tetratricopeptide repeat protein
Exons: 1
Coding region: 1-1473 (490 amino acids)
Cellular component (GO): intracellular anatomical structure
Molecular function (GO): protein binding
Source: RefSeq, a predicted model, not a curated record